AACGUGUUUCUGCCGUUGCGCAGGUACGGGUACCGCGACGCGGAGGGUCGGCCGGUGCAGACGGUCUACACGGCCGGCCCGCGCGGCUUCAGGGCCCGCGGCACGGACAUCGCCCGGAAGAUGGACCUGUCCCAGGCCGGCGGUCGCGGCCCCCGGCCCCCGCCCGACGGCCGCUACAGCCCCGAGUACGACAACUACUUCGACCCGCUCGAGGACCCCAGCUACUCGUUCGCGUUCAGGACGCCGACGUACGCGCGCAAGGAGGACGCCGACUCGCGCGGUGACGUCUCCGGCGUGUACAGCUACAUCGACGACGUGGGCGAGCGCCACGUCGUGCAGUACGAGGCCGGCGCCGAGAAGGGCUUCAACGUCAUCAACAGCUUCCCCGACAACGUGCCCGCGCCCGGCUACCACCUGGGCCCCGGGAACCCACCGCGCGGGCGCACCACCAUCGUGCAGAACAACGACGGGUCGUACAGGUUCGUGGCUGCAGGACCCGACUCGCGUCGCGAGGAGGUCAGUGACCAGGUCAACAACCGCCGCGGCUCGUACUCUUACAUCGACGACAAGGGCGUGCAGCAGACCGUGGAGUACAUCGCCGGGCCGGGUAUCGGCUACCGCAUCAUCAACAAGCACAAGGGCGUUGUGAUCCCGCCCACGUACGCCACCUCGUACCCACCCUUCUCCUCCUCACCCUUCCCCGUGUCACCCACCCUGCCCACGUUCACCCCCACGGCGGGCUUCCCCUCGUCCUCCUUCAGCCCCUUCCCCUCGCCGUUCCCCACCGCGUUCCCUUCGCCGUUCCCCGAGACGAUACCACCCUCCGCGUUCCCGCCGCCAUUCUCCUCCAUUUCGCCAUCCGUCUUCCCGUCGAGCACGGGCCGACCUGGGGGCAGCGGCUCCGGGCGACCAGGCUCCGGGCGUCCGGGUGGGUCUGGCCGUCCGGGUGGCUCCGGGUACUCCGGCUCCAGCAAACCUGGUGGCUCUGGGUAUCCGGGCUCCGGGUCCUCGACGACUGGGCGGCCCUCGGGGCGGCCCAACAACCAGUACAUCCCUCCGAGGCCACCGCCGACCAGCGCACCCUCCAUCCCGCCGCCCUUCGGAGACGUGGACGACCCCUUCUCCGAGCUCUUCCCCGGCGAGACGGGCACACCGCUCAGACCAGGCUCUGGCGCUGGGACCGGCUACGGAGGCUCCUCGUCGUCCGGAGGGUCCGGGUCGUCGUCUGGGGGAUCAUCGCCGUCCCCCGGGGGAGGUGGCAGCAGGCCCGGAUCCGUGCGCCCCGUGAAGAAGCCAAAGCCCUCUGUGUCCAUAGACACGGGCGAGGACGACGAUGAUUUCUUUCCCACGUUUCCUCAGCAGAGCGGUGGGUCCGGCUCGACAAGACCUUCCGUAACGACCUCUGGGUUCCCGACGACCACGACUAGCACGUCCACGAGCACUGCCUCCGGCGGUGGCGACGACGACAACACAAUCGACGGCCUGUUUGGGGACGGCGGUGACGUGAACAGCACGCCCAGACCGACGCAGCGACCACGACCCACAACGGGGACUUUCAGGCCGCCCUCCUCGUCCACGUCAUCCAGUGGCGGCGGCAGCAGCGGUGGAGCAGGCGGCAGUGGCGGUGGCGGUGAUGACUUCCUGGACCUCUUCCCUACAGCCGGGCCCGGGUCCUCCCCUUCGCCCGGGUCGCCAUCCUCGUCCCCAAGACCCACGAAGCGACCGCGUCCGCGUCCACGACCGAGGCCAACCUCGUCGCGCCCUACCACCGUGGACGACUUUGACUCGCUGUUCAACCCCACGCCCGUGUACACGGACCCGUCCGAUAUUCCGAGCGGCGGCUCCGGCUACGACUACAACCGGCCCAAGAAGCCCUUCAAGGGUAGCGGUGCGUCAGGGAACGGCGUCAUCUACCCGACCACCAUCAGGCCCGGCCGCCUGCCGACCCGCCCCACCGUGGGCGGCGGCGACGACUUCCUGUCCGAACUGGAAGGCGGAGGCGGAGUCUUCGGCGGCAGCGGCGGACAGUGGGCUGGGGGCCGGCCGGGCAGCUUCUGGCCCGCCGUCCCCUACGGCAACUGCUGCCCCGGGCCGCUCCGCCCGCAUCGCUACCGGGACGAGCGCGACGACGGCGGCGUGUACCCGGGCCGGCCGUUCCCGCAGGGCGCCGUUGUCCGCGCGCACGUGCAGUCCGUCGACCUGAUGCCGUUCGAGCCGCAGCACCGCGCCAUGGACCCCGGCGAGGCCCUGGAGCGCUUCAUCCGCCAGGAGCAGAGCCUGCGCGCGCACCGCCAGCGCAGCGUGGACCCCGCGGACGGCCACGGCGGCCCCGUGCACGCGCACGCCCAGCGCAGCGUGGACCCCGCCGAAGGACCAGCAGGUCCCGCGCCAGGCCAGCUCAAGGCCGACCCUGCCGCGCAGACCAACGGCACCACCACCACGGCCGCGGCCUCCAGCACCACGCCGGAGCCCGCCGCCGCCACGACGAUCACAUCGUGAAGGACUCGCCGCUGAGAGUGCCACGUUUAGUGAAACUGGAGGACGAUAAAAUUCUCUCAACGCUCGAAGCCGCGGGGGCCGCGUGUGGAGUGGGAAAAACCGUGAGAUAACGUGUAUGUGCGGGAAGCUCCUCGGAGCCCCCAGCAGCUAAUCAGCACGCGUUCAAGACACUGUCCCUAAUUUGCCGGGAGAUGAGUGAUGCUAGCGAGCGCUGCCUGUGGGACUGAUGACGUGCCUCUCUGUCCAUCACCCGGAUCCUGUCGGAUGUGGCCGCGGGUCGGAUCUGGUCGGGUCGGCACUAUUCUCUGUCAACCGACCACUUUGUUGACGUGCAAUUUCGCCUGCGACUGAAGCCUUCUUAUCGGCCUUGGACGGGGUCAUUAACAUGUCGUGUAACACAGGUCUUAAUCCAACAGACGAGGAGUAUACUCUAAAAACUACUGUCCUUGUUCUUUAUUUAAACGCUACUUACACAAACUGCUGCCUAACGUUAAUUAUUGUGAUAAGCCAUCGACCCUUUGUGCCUUGAAAACGAUCUGCAGAAGAGGAUAAUUCUUAGAGAGAAACGGAAACCAAAUACAAUUUUGUUUUCUCGCCAUAAUGGAAAAAAAUCGUACCUGCACUGUAAACAGAGCGAUAUAACCCAAGGUUAAACGGCAGACGUCGCCGUCGCUCUGGUUGUUUUCUCUCAUGUUUUAUUAUUUAUUUAACCGCUUGAUGCGACGAUGUGAUGUACGUUUGUAAUGUGACAAAAAAAGUUACCAUGAAUACGAUACUCAGAAUAACGUGAUGCGUGAUAAUCUCUAUAGCCUAGUAACGAAAAAACGAACAACUGCCCACUGCUAAGUUGUCCACGAAAUGUUACAAGCAGUGACAUUAAAUGAUAUUUUUACCAAGACAA
Molecule: messenger RNA, 3400 nt
Organism: Frankliniella occidentalis (western flower thrips)
Lineage: Eukaryota; Metazoa; Arthropoda; Insecta; Thysanoptera; Thripidae
Product: collagen alpha-1(III) chain-like
Exons: 2
Cellular component (GO): chitin-based extracellular matrix
Molecular function (GO): structural constituent of chitin-based larval cuticle
Source: RefSeq, a predicted model, not a curated record